AUGCGCAGACGAGCAGAUAAUCAAACUAUAAACAAGGAUCAUGUCGAUGGGGACAAAAAGGAGAACGUGGAGCGACCCCAACACGAUAAUUCAGCCAAAGGCAAACUUUCCAUUGGGUCAUGGAUAAUAAACAUGGGGAAGUGUCUGCUUUUGAUCUUCAUUGUUCCUCCAUUCCUCAACUAUGCCUCACUUCAGAGAGAGCGCCAGAUGCUCCUCCCAAAAGAAGGACAGAUUGUUGACAUUGGCUUGGGUCAGACAAUGCAUCUUUUGUGCAAAGGAAAUGGAAUACCUGUUGUAAUAUUAGAUGCUCCAACUGGAAUGUCUUCAGAUGUCUGGUUUCAUAUUCAUAAGGAUCUCUCUUCACUUACUAAGGUUUGUGCAUAUGACAGAAUGGGACUGGGCUUCAGCAAACAUCUGAUUCAAAAUGGAACCACAGAGACAGAAAGAACCUGGGGAGUGUCCACUGCAGGACGGAUGGUAGAUGAUCUUCACAGACUCCUUCAGGCAGCUGAAAUAUCCAAACCCUUCAUCCUGGUGGGAUCGGAAAUAGGAGCCCUCAAUGCCAGGUUCUACAGCCACAUUCAUGAUGUGCAAGUGUCUGACCUGGUCAUGAUUGAUCCCAUCCCUGAGGACAUCUUUGAGGAGCUCCUGUGGAGAGAGUUCUGGUAUGGGAAGCUGUUGCCGUCGCUCCAAGCCAAGCAGUUCUCCGCAGCUACAGGCCUGAGCCGAAUGCUGAUCAUCCUGGGGAUUUUAGAACCAACUGUGACAGGGCCAGACGUGUCUGAGGAGGUCACCCAACUGCAGAAAUACCUGCUGUGUAACCCCGCCCAUCAGAGCAGCGCCGUGGAUGAGCAUUACUUUAUGAAUGAAAGUGCUGCUCAAGUACAAGACAUUUCCAAGUUCAAGCCGCUCUCCAGCAGGACACCUGUGAGUGUGAUCACUGGAGACCACUUUGACCGAGAAGUACCAGAUCAGCUGAACCAGAUGGUAGCUAAGCUUCAAAAGAAGUUUCUGGAGGUUUCAUACUCAUCAGCCAAUCACAUUCACAUAAAAGGAGCCGACCGACGAAUGAUCUACAAGGAGCCAUCUGCCAUCAUCCAGCACCUGAGGAAACUAGUCAGCCGACGUCAAGCCAACCGCUUCAGUGCCUGA
Knipowitschia caucasica is the source of this 1152-nucleotide messenger RNA. The record is from the annotation of a GenBank genome assembly. NCBI's taxonomy places the organism in Eukaryota, Metazoa, Chordata, Actinopteri, Gobiiformes, Gobiidae.